Molecule: messenger RNA, 640 nt
Organism: Orbicella faveolata
Lineage: Eukaryota; Metazoa; Cnidaria; Anthozoa; Scleractinia; Merulinidae
Product: acid phosphatase type 7-like
Molecular function (GO): acid phosphatase activity; metal ion binding; protein binding
Source: RefSeq, a predicted model, not a curated record
AAUAGCAACGGGAAGCAGCGGUCGGCAAAAUAGACAUGGCGUCGAGCUCGUGGAAGGUUGCGCUGUUCGUUUUGGUAUGUUCUCUACAUAUCUGUUGUGGAGCUGAUCCCCAGCCCGAGCAGAUUCAUAUUUCAGCUACAGAUGUGUUGUCACUUGCAAGAGAACCCACAGAGAUGAUGGUCACAUGGGUGACAUUAGCAUAUACAAACUACACUAUUGUGGAAUACAACAAAGCUGGUUUUCCUCUGACAUUACGAGCGUCUGGUGGUGUUACUAAAUUUACUGACGGCGGAUCAGAACAUCGGGUGUUGUAUAUCCACAGGGUGAAACUGACAGGACUGGUUCCUGGUCAAAGAUAUGACUACCAUGUUGGUGGAUAUGAUGGCUGGAGUGGAUUGUAUCACUUUUUUGCCCUAAAGUCUGGUGAGGACUGGAGUCCAAGGAUAGCUUUUUAUGGAGAUCUAGGAAGUGUCAAUGCUAAAUCUAUAUGCCAUCUACAAGAAGACACACAGAACGGAUUAUAUGAUGCUGUUCUUCAUGUUGGUGACUUCGCUUACAAUAUGGAUUAUGUAAGUCUCAAAUCUUGUAUUACAAUUUUAAUUUGAUUUCAAUGUUACAUACCGGUAUGUGCAGUUACUUA